This is a messenger RNA of Necator americanus (New World hookworm), 1290 nucleotides long. RefSeq lists its product as uncharacterized. The record is from RefSeq and is a predicted model, not a curated record. Bases 1 to 1290 code for a protein of 429 amino acids. Gene Ontology annotation, biological process: carbohydrate metabolic process; peptide modification. Gene Ontology annotation, cellular component: plasma membrane. Lineage: Eukaryota; Metazoa; Nematoda; Chromadorea; Rhabditida; Ancylostomatidae. The transcript is spliced from 11 exons.
AUGAUAACUGUGCCAGUUCAGGAGAGAUCCUCCGUUAUUUCGAGCAAGCUGGGGUGCUCUCAGAGUAAUGAGAAAGAACAAGAACAAAGCGAACUCGUCGAAAUGGGAAGAUAUAUCAAAAAUCCCUACGUAGGUAAGGAAGCCACUGCUUCACAAGAAGUAACUGAAGAGUGGUUAGAAAGAGCCGUGAAAACAGUUGCUGAUCAAAUUAUCAACAGACAAAUUGACGAUGAGGAGAUGCAGGAUGUUGGUCCUUACACCGGACUAUCUGGAGUUGCAUUUGCUCUGAACAAAGCGUCACCAAUAGUGGGUUCGACUGCAAGAUCCACUGCUGAAGAGUGUUGGCGCUAUUGCGAGCGAGGGUCGAGGAGAUCAUCAUCAAGACAGGCACGUUUCCUGUGUGGCGAUCUUGGACUCUAUGUUACUCAGAUGGGCGAACCAGAUCAACGGCAAGCUCUUGUCUCGAAGAUUGAAAAGCUUGCUGAUGUUCUUGCAAAGGAGGAUUAUCCGAGUGAUGAGAUCUUGGUUGGACGUGCUGGCUUCCUCAGCGGUGUUUUAUGGAUUAGGAAAACUAUCGGACCUUCUCUUAUAUCUAACAGUUGCAUCCAAAAAGUAUUGUCGGCCAUGACGCUUUCUGGUAGAAGGUAUUCUUUACAACGGAAAUCUCCAUGUCCACUAAUGUAUGAAUAUCAUGGUACUGAGUACCUCGGAGCUGCCCAUGGGCUUGCUGGGAUUUUGCAGAUGGCAUUGGGUUUUUAUGAUCUUCUGUCGGAUUCCGAAGAGCGUGCAGUUCAUGAGAGCGCUGACUGGUUGAUUUCUACGCAAGAUGACGAGGGGAACUUCGCGAGCAGCGUUAAAUGGAUUGGGAGAGAAAGAGGUGACGACCAGUUAGUUCAUUGGUGUCAUGGAGCACCUGGCGUCAUACUUUUAUGCUUGACGAUGUGGAAACGUUAUGGAGAUCAGAAAUACUUUAAGGCUGCGCUACAUGCCGGCGAACUCAUCUGGAACAAAGGUGUGCUAAAGAAGGGACCCGGAAUAUGUCAUGGUGUUGGAGGGAACGGUUAUGCACUUCUCAUGUUGUAUCGUGCAUCCGGUGAUGAGGAAUGGUUGCAACGAGCACGAUGUUUUGCACUGAUGCUACUGGACAGGAAUAUUCGAGCUUUGCAAAGAACUCCAGACUCACCUUUCAGCUUAUUUGAAGGUUUAUCAGGGGCACUUUGUUUCCUUGUCGAUCUCAUGCCUGAAAACAUCGACAAAGCCCAGUUUCCACUAUAUCCAGUUCCAUUUUAA